Dothidotthia symphoricarpi CBS 119687 is the source of this 1494-nucleotide messenger RNA. RefSeq names its product 6-hydroxy-D-nicotine oxidase. The transcript has 5 exons. The coding region runs from base 1 to 1494 and encodes 497 amino acids. The record is from RefSeq and is a predicted model, not a curated record. NCBI's taxonomy places the organism in Eukaryota, Fungi, Ascomycota, Dothideomycetes, Pleosporales, Dothidotthiaceae. Gene Ontology annotation, molecular function: FAD binding.
AUGGUUCCCAGGGGUGUUUUCUUGCUAGCAGCGGCCUUGCAGGUGGCUGCAGAUUCUUCAUCUUGUUGCCAAGCUCUCAAACGCAAGUUGCCUGCCCAAGUUUUCAACGACCAUGACGCGACCUAUGCUCAACUCAACAACCAACGCUGGUCCAACACCAGUAUCCUCGCUCCUAGCUGCGUCUUUGAGCCAAAAUCAGCACUAGAUGUGUCGAAGGGCGUCCAAGUCCUAGUCGAGCGCUCGUGCCCAUUCUCCAUUAAGUCGGGUGGACACAAUCCUAUACCCGGCGCGAACAACAUCGAUGGAGGAGUUUCCAUGGUUCUGGGCUUGUUGAAUAAGAUUGAUCUCACCCCAGAUCGGUCGUUCGUCGGCCUGGGUCCUGGAGCCAAAUGGGGUCAAGUGUAUAGCAAACUCGCGGGCGGGGACAACGUAUCUGGCCUCCUUGUGCCUGGCGGCUUGUGUGGAGGUACUGGCGUUGGUGGAGUUUCUACAGGUGGCGGAGAGUCGUAUUUGCUCGCAAGCCAUGGGUGGGUGGUAGACAACGUGAUCAACUACCAGGUCGUGCUCGCAUCGGGCCAAAUAGUCAACGCCAACCAGAAGUCAAACAGCGACCUGUACCGUGCGCUAAAGGGCGGCGGUAAUAACUUUGGUAUCGUCACGCGUGCCGACGUGGCUGUGUUCGAACAGCCUCAACUCUGGGGUGGCUCUAUUCUACUCCCCUACUUCCCGGAUUCUGCCGUGGCGACUCUGUACGCCAUCACUAAUUUCACCGCCGGCAACAAUAUCUACCCAAACAAUGGAGCUCAGGUCGUCAUCACCUACACCAGCACUGGCACUGCGCUCAUCGCCCUCUCUGUUGCGAGCACCGACGGUACCGUCAACUCAACGGGUCUAACACCCUUCACUUCGCUCCAACCUCAAAUCGCCAAUACGGUCGGCCUCCGCAGCAUUAGCGACAUCGUGGCGGAGCUCGACGGAAAUCAAGGCGAUGGUUUUCGAGAUACCUCAGCGACCAUCACGUUUGCCAACGACCCUGCUACCUUAUUUGCUGUGCACAAUGCAUCAGACCAUAUCUAUCUGAAGUAUAACGCCACAGUUCCCUAUCUCGACUGGGUGAUGUUCUACGUUCCAACCGCUAAGAUCGAUGGCACACAUGCUGAAGCCCGGGGCGGUAAUGUCCUGGGACUCGACGACGAAGAAAAGGAUCUGAUUGUGGCAUUCAUUACGCCACGUUGGCUCGACCCGGCGUAUGACCACAUCAUGUACGAGAUGACUGCGGCGUGGGUCGACGCCGUCAAGAGUGUGACGGUCAAGAUGGGCACCGACCACCCCUUCUUGUACCAGAACUUUGCCGCUGCGACGCAGAAGCCGCUCUGCGGGUAUGGUGCGAAGAACGUUCAAUUUAUGCAGAGCGUAUCAAAAAAAUAUGACCCUAAGAGUGUGUUUCAAAAGCUCGUGCCAGGUAAGCAUUUUAUCUUUUAUAUAAGGCUUUAG